This is a messenger RNA of Ficedula albicollis (Collared flycatcher), 357 nucleotides long. Its product is annotated as class II histocompatibility antigen, B-L beta chain-like. The transcript has a single exon. Gene Ontology annotation, biological process: peptide antigen assembly with MHC class II protein complex; antigen processing and presentation of exogenous peptide antigen via MHC class II; positive regulation of T cell activation. The record is from RefSeq and is a predicted model, not a curated record. Gene Ontology annotation, molecular function: MHC class II protein complex binding. Lineage: Eukaryota; Metazoa; Chordata; Aves; Passeriformes; Muscicapidae. The annotation marks the transcript as partial. Gene Ontology annotation, cellular component: MHC class II protein complex.
CUCUCUCCCAGUGCCCCCCAGCUGAUCCCAGUGUGUCCCCGCUCUCUCCCAGUGCCCCCCAGCGUGUCCAUCUCGCUGAUGCCCUCGAGCUCCCAGCCCGGCCCCGACCGCCUGCUCUGCUCCGUGAUGGAUUUCUACCCUGCCCAGAUCCAGGUCAGGUGGUUCCAGGGCCAGCAGGAGCUCUCGGAGCACGUGGUGGCCACCGACGUGGUGGCCAACGGCGACUGGACCUACCAGCUGCUGGUGCUGCUGGAAACGCCGCCCCGGCGCGGGCUCAGCUACACGUGCCAGGUGGAGCACGUCAGCCUGGAGCAGCCGCUGAGACAGCGCUGGGGUACGGGGGAGGCACUGGGGGGC